Molecule: messenger RNA, 768 nt
Organism: Pyrenophora tritici-repentis Pt-1C-BFP
Lineage: Eukaryota; Fungi; Ascomycota; Dothideomycetes; Pleosporales; Pleosporaceae
Product: TFIIIC-sub6 domain containing protein
Source: RefSeq, a predicted model, not a curated record
AUGGCCGACCAAGAAGAUGACGAUUGGGAGUACGAGUACGACGAGAACGAGACGGAAGACUUUUACAUUCCACUCGAUUUAUCUAAUGUUCCCGCCGCGCAAAUUCCCAUGGUCUCGCAAGGUAGACCGGGCCACCCGACUUUGCUAAAGAGCCGACUGCGUGCGCUGAAUGCGGCUCGAGCUCAACCAGCCGUUAUCGCUGCUGAUACCACCAACGGGCAAGAGACGGCUACUAUGGGCGAGGUACAGGUAGUAGGUCUGCAUACGCCUAACCCUCUGGUUAUGUACAACGGUCAGUUGCUAAGUUGCCAUUGGACUUCGACUAUUGGAACCGACAUGUUCUUCGUGAAGCCUGAUGCGAAUCAGUCCCAACCGCUGCGAUCCUUGCCUUCCGUAGAUUUGCUGUCUCUGGGCUCUGCAAAGUUGGUUGCAAAGGUUGGAAGGCUGCGCCCGCGCGAUGAUCUCUUCGACAGUACUGGUGAUGCGCAACAACCAACGGGGUCCAUGCCAGCUCAAGGCGACACUCAAACUUCUCCCGCACAGAAUUCCAACUUGGCCGGAGAACAACAUUCUAGUAGCGGAGAAGUUAAACCAGCUCUGCCCAGCUUCCUUGCGAGGUUGAACGAGGCAAAAGCGAAGAAAGGAGAAAAGGCGCGCUUGGUCAUCACAAAAAUAUCUGAAGGUUCCCGUUUGGUGGCCGAAAGGGUAGAUACUACAAACCGCACCUCGGCACAAUCACGUGGUGAUACUGUUAUGGGUGGCACUUGA